GCUGAGGUGAUGGUGAUAAUGUAUUCGCCAUGUGGUCAGUGGCCGCUAUUCUAUUUGGCGUAUAUAUUCCCCUUGUCCAUGCGGUGGUUCCCCCCUCCUCCUCAUCGGCCUCUCGCCAUUAUUUGCUUCUCCUCUUCAUCCUCCUCGCUGUCCAUCCAUCCGUCCGUCCGUCCGUCCGCCCGUCGCCUUCCUCCUCCGGAUCCCCCCUCCGAUCCCCGCGGCCUUCAUAUUCGCUGCCCCAGGAGCUCUCGUGCUUCCUUGGCGCGCCAUUGCUCGUUCUCGCCUCGGUCAAAGGUCCGGCCCGGCGCCCCCCAACCCCCGAGCUUUACAGCUAGUAGACUGGUAGUACUAGCUUGGAAAGGGAGCAGGAGGAGGGGGCAGGAUGCUGGGAGCGACCCCCAAGGCGAGGAAAGGCGCGCCGGCGAAGCUGGGGUCGGUGAAGGAGGCGGCGCCGGCGGUGGCCCCGGCGUCGGCGGGGAGCAAGGUGCCGGCGGAGGAGGUCUGGGAGGUGCGGCCUGGCGGGAUGCUGGUGCAGAAGCGGGGCGGCGGGCUGCCGGACGACGAGCCGUCGCCCAACGUCAAGCCCGUGCCCACCAUCCGCGUCAAGGUCAAGCACGCCGGCGUCACGCACGAGAUCUACAUCAGCUCCGAGGCGUCCUUCGGGGAGCUGAAGAAGCUGGUGGCGGCCAAGACGGGGCUGCACCCGGACGACCAGAAGGUGCUGUACAAGGACAAGGAGCGCGACUCCAAGGCGUUCCUGGACAUGGCCGGCGUCAAGGACCGCUCCAAGCUCGUCGUCGUCGAGGACCCCGAGGCCAAGGCGCGCCGGCUCAUCGAGGAGCGCCGCAACGGGCACCUCGAGAAGGCCGCCAAGGCCGUCGCCGCGGUCACCGCCGAGGUGGACAAGCUCGCGCCCAAGGUGGCGGCGCUGGACGCGUCGGUGCGCAAGGGGGAGAAGGUGGCGGAGAACGACGUGGUGCAGGUGACGGAGCUGCUCAUGAACGAGCUGCUCAAGCUCGACGCGGUGGUCGCCGACGGCGACGUCAAGGCGCAUAGGCGGAUGCAGGUGAAGCGCGUGCAGAAGUACGUGGAGACGCUCGACGCAGUGGCGGCCAAGAACGCCGCCAUCAUCCGCAAAUCCGGCGAGAAGGCCGCCGUCAAGCAUCAGCCGCCGGCGCAGCAUCAGCAGCAGCAACCAAGGCAGCAGCCGCCGCCUCAGCACCAGUACAAUCACCACCAGCAGCAGCAGCAGCCGGGGGCGGCGGCGGGGCAGACGCGGUGGGAGAUGUUCGACCUGCUGUCGUCGCUGCCGUCCACGUCCUCGGCGUCCUCCACGACCACCGUGAGCUCGACGGCGUCCUCCGGCGCGCCGCCGACGAACCGGCUGGACUGGAUGCUCUUCUGACGGGGGAGGGCAACCACCCCGACGAUCACCAGCGCAAAAGGCGAGGGAAAUGGGAAAGCGAAAGGGGAAUGCAGAUGCGAUGCUUGUGUGCCAAGGAUUGCACCCGCGCCCGGCGGAAAUCUGAUAGGGCUCAUGAGCAUGCGUGCGUGUCCUUGAUGAGACGAUGAUUGGGCUAGCGAUCGAGCGAUCGAGCUACCUUCCUUGCUUGCUUUGCUUGGCCACGCAUCGCGUCGCGUCGCGUCGCAUGGUAUGGUGCCGGUGGUAGUUCAUCAUGUGAGGAUGCAUGUGAGAGUUUUUUUUUUCAGUUCUUCUUCUUGUUCACCAUAAUGUUUUUGAGAUUCUUUGUGUGCAUAUUAUUCAGAGAGAGAAAAGAGAGAGAGGGUUGGUUAGGGCAAGUGAAAGUGUAUUCAAACAGUUUGGGAAUAAGUCGAGUCAAAAGGGUUGUCCGUCUCCAAUUGGGUGUCUGAACUCUGAAAGAAAGAAAUGCAGCCAGCCAUGCCUGCCUGCCUAUACACAAACAGCCAUGGCAUACUGAUACUAGCAAUACUACGUGCGUUGUACUGUUGUUUUU
Molecule: messenger RNA, 1976 nt
Organism: Panicum hallii
Lineage: Eukaryota; Viridiplantae; Streptophyta; Magnoliopsida; Poales; Poaceae
Product: BAG family molecular chaperone regulator 3-like
Exons: 4
Coding region: 383-1405 (340 amino acids)
Biological process (GO): protein stabilization
Cellular component (GO): cytoplasm
Molecular function (GO): adenyl-nucleotide exchange factor activity; protein-folding chaperone binding
Source: RefSeq, a predicted model, not a curated record